AGCCUGUGCUCUGCAACUCCAGAAACAGUUACAGGACCCUCUGUGAAAAGAAAUGAUCCUUUACCCAUUUUUUGAGUGGUUGGAUCUGAAAGGCUGGCUAAUUUUCCUUUUAGUUUUGCUAUUGCUUAUUGAUGUAAUCAGGAAUAAAAAUCCACCCAACUAUCCACCUGGUCCAUGGCCACUACCCGUCCUAGGAAAUAUCUUCACUGGGGUUGACUUCAAGACCAUGGAUAAGUUGGCAGAGGAGUAUGGGGAUGUUUUCAGCCUGAGAUGGGGCAGUGAUAAAGCAGUCUUUGUGUCAGGAUACAAAAUGGUUAAAGAGGCACUGAUCACCCAACUUGAUAGCUUUGCUGACCGUCCUGCCAUUCCCCUGUUUCACGAAGUCUUCAAAGGUCUUGGUGUGGCAUUGAGUAAUGGGUACCUAUGGAAGAUGCAAAGGAAGUUUGCCAAUUCUCACCUGCGAUACUUCGGGGAGGGCAAAAAGAGCAUAGAACUAAGUAUCCAACAAGAGGGUGUCUUCCUGUGUGAGGCUUUCAAAGAGGAGAAGGGUCCUUUUGACCCCCGCUUUAUCUUAAACAAUGCUGUUUCAAACAUCAUCUGUUCCCUUAUCUUUGGACGUCGUUUUGACUACAAUGAUGAUCACUUUCAAAGGAUCCUGCGUUUAGACGCUGAAGCCAUAGAAUUGGCAGGCUCUGCUCAGGCUCAGCUGUACAAUGCUUUCCCAGGACUCUUCAGAUACCUACCAGGCCCCCAUCGGAAGAUUUUUGCAAAUUAUCGCAUAAUCACAGACUUCCUGAGAGAAGAGAUCAGAACACACAAAGAGGAGUGGGAUCCUUCUGACCCGCGGGAUUACAUAGAUGCCUAUCUGACAGAGAUGGACAAGAAAGAGAGUGAUCCUGAGGCUGGUUUUAACAUAGAAUCUCUGGUGGUGGCCACUUUGGACAUGUUUGAAGCUGGGACUGAGACAUCUGCCACUACCAUACGCUGGGGUCUGCUGUUCCUCAUGAGAUACCCAGACAUCCAGAAGAAAGUUCAAGAUGAGAUUGACAAAGUAAUUGGCCAGUCACGACAACCCACCUUGGCUGACAGACCCAACAUGCCUUACACUGAUGCUGUCAUCCAUGAGACACAAAGAGUGGGUAACAUUGUGCCCUUGGGUUUCCCUAAAAUGGCAAGCAAAGACACCACCUUGGGUGGAUACUUCAUUCCUAAGGGAACUCUUUUGAAUACAAACUUGUCGUCUGUACUGAAAGAUAAAAAUGAGUGGGAAACACCUAACGACUUUAACCCAGGGCACUUUUUGGAUGAUCAAGGCAAGUUCCGCCGACGAGAUGCCUUCCUCCCGUUCUCAGCAGGAAAGAGAGUGUGUCUAGGGGAACAAUUGGCUCGUAUGGAGCUCUUCCUGUUUUUCACCUCAAUUCUCCAGAGGUUCACCAUUGUCCCCGGUCCCAAUGAGGAGUUAAGUCUGGAAGGCCAACUUGGGUUCACAUAUUCCCCCAGUCCAUACAAGAUUUGUGUAGUCUCACGCUCCAUGUUUUUCAAGUCUUUGUUUGAUUGUUUGGAUAUUCAGAGCUGUUUGUUAUUUCUUUUUGUUUUUUUACUUAUAAGUGACAUCGUCAAGAACAAGUAUCCACCUAAUUAUCCCCCGGGACCCUGGCCGCUACCUCUUCUUGGAAAUGUUUUCAUUUCAGCUGACCACAAAACUGUAGAUAAGCUGACGGAGCAGUAUGGAAAUGUUUUAAGUCUCAGGAAAGGAAGUGAAAGAAUGGUGUUUGUGUCUGGAUUCAAAAUGGUGAAGGAAGUUUUGGUCACACAAGGGGAAACCUUCAGUGACCGUCCUGUGUCCCCUCUGUUCCAUGAGACUUACAAAGGCAGAGGCUUGUCUUUCAGCAAUGGUCAUGCCUGGAAGAAGCAGCAGCAGUUUGCUAUAGGGCACCUGAAAAACUUUGGAGAGGGGAAAAAGACCCUGGAACACCACAUUCAGCAGGAGUGUCGCUUUCUGCGUGAGUCUUUCAGAGAGGAGCAAGGCUGUCCAUUUGACCCCCUACACAAAAUAAAUAAUGCAGUGGCCAAUGUCAUUGGCACCCUGGUGUUUGGACAUCGUCAUGAGUAUGAUGACAUCCAGUUCCAGAAGCUUCUACAGAUGAGUGCAGAGUCUGUGUACCUCACUGGCUCUAUAUGGCAUCAGAUGUUUGAUGCCUUCCCUGGGAUUAUGAAGCUUCUACCAGGACCUCAUCACACAAUCAUCUCAAAUUAUCGACGAUUGGCAGCUUUCUUGAAGGAAAAGGUAGAAAAACACAGAUUGGACUGGAACCCUGAUGAACCCAGAGAUUUCAUCGACUCCUACCUUACAGAAAUUGAGAAGAAUGAUCAGGAGGCCCAGUUUGAUGAGGACAAUCUUGUGUGGUGCAUUGUGGAUCUGUUUGAGGGUGGAACAGAAACCACUACAAACACUCUUCGCUGGAUGCUGCUCUACAUGAUCAAAUACCCCGAUGUCCAGGAGAAGGUCCAGGCUGAGAUAGACAGAGAAAUUGGAUGGUCACGCCAGCCUACGAUGGCUGAUAGACCCAACAUGCCAUACACCAAUGCUGUCAUUCAUGAAGUACAUAGAAUUGGCAACCUUGCACCUUUGAAUAUGCCAAGGAUGGCCCGAAAAGAUACCACUCUUGGAGGCUAUUUUCUCCCCAAGGGCACUGUGGUGAUUACCAAUCUCACAUCUGUUCUGUUUGAUAAAAAUGAAUGGGAAACACCACACAUCUUCAACCCAGGACAUUUCCUGGACUCCGAGGGGCAGUUCCGCAGAAGAGAAGCCUUCUAUCCCUUUUCUGCUGGUAAGAGGCAGUGUCCAGGUGAAUACCUGGCUCGAGUGGAACUGUUCUUGCUCUUCACCACCCUCCUGCAAACUUUCACCUUUUCCCCUCCCCCUGGUGUGGAACCCAGCCUGGAGAGCCAAGUUGGCUUCACACAAACUCCCCUACCCUACAAGUUCUGUGCAUCUCCACGCAGAAUACCGACAUGAGGACUCUACUCCUCCACUUCCAGCUUUGCAGUUCUGUCCAUGUAGAAAGAGAGUAUAUUCAAAUUUAUUCCAGUUCAAAGGUACUGCAUAUAUUUUUUGACACCUAAACUGUUUUUUUUAAUUAACAUUAAUCCUUUAUCUCUUACAAAUUUUUUAUUUUUGUAAUCUGAUCAUCUCUGAGAGUCCCAUUAAGUGAUUAUGAUCUAUUGUAUUACCCAUUUUACACAUUUCACAUUAAUCUUUUGUGUCUCACAGUCGAUUUAUUGUCUUUGUAAUCUGAUUAACUGACAUGUCAUAGAAUCUGAGAACAACUAACACUGCAAUAUGUUUGGAAUUCAUAAAAGGCAUCUGAAAACUUGCUAAUGCUUGA
Molecule: messenger RNA, 3389 nt
Organism: Chanos chanos (milkfish)
Lineage: Eukaryota; Metazoa; Chordata; Actinopteri; Gonorynchiformes; Chanidae
Product: cytochrome P450 2J3
Exons: 18
Coding region: 53-3019 (988 amino acids)
Biological process (GO): xenobiotic metabolic process
Cellular component (GO): intracellular membrane-bounded organelle; cytoplasm
Molecular function (GO): oxidoreductase activity, acting on paired donors, with incorporation or reduction of molecular oxygen, reduced flavin or flavoprotein as one donor, and incorporation of one atom of oxygen; heme binding; iron ion binding
Source: RefSeq, a predicted model, not a curated record